AUGGACCGUUUAAGAGUGGCCUUUCUUGGCCCGCUAGCCUCUUUCUCACACCAGGCAGCCGCCGAGUCUUUCGGUAGGACAUUGGCCGAUUUGAUCCCCCAUCUAUCCUUCGCCGAUGCCUUCGCCGCACUUCAAAGCCAAAAAGUAGACUAUGCCGUGAUUCCUUGCGAAAACUCCACAAAUGGCUCUGUCGUCCAAACACUCGAUCUCCUUGCAGACCGAAACAAUCAAUAUAAAGAUGUCAAAGUUUGUGGCGAGUACUAUUUGACAGUGCACCACUGUUUAUUGGUACACAGGGGCUCGUAUCCAUGUGGAUGGUCGGGAUAUGAUGGGUCAAUCACAAAGUUAUACACACACCCACAAGCAUGGGGACAGUGCGAAUCAGUGCUGUCACAAUAUUUCAAGGGUGUUGAAAGACAGGACGUCUCAUCAACAUCUAAAGGCGCUGAAAUAGUCUCAAAGGAUCCAGAGGAGAAAGCUGCGGCGAUUGCGAGUCGCUUUGCGGCGGACUUCCAUGGUGUGGAUAUCUUGAAAGAGAACAUUGAGGAUCGAGCGGAUAAUACGACUCGUUUCCUUAUCCUGAGGAAUGUCCUUGCGGAGAAAACGGCACAGUUGGAUCUGGAACAGCCGAAUGCGCCUACAUCGGCGGAGAUCCCGGUGCAUGAUAGUACGCAUAAGACGUUGAUUACCUUCUCGAUUGAUCACUCCUCGCCUGGUGCGUUGGCGGAAGCGCUGCUUAUCUUCAAGAAGCAUGGUCUGAAUCUUACGACUAUAAAUACGAGACCCAGUUUGAAGCGCGCGUGGCAGUAUAUUUUCUUUGUCGAGUGUGGUCGGACACCGUCGGAUGAGAACAAAGAUGCUGUUGUGAAGGCUUUGCAGGAUCUGAGGGAUGUUACAGAGUAUUGCAGGGAUUUAGGAACUUGGAAGGAUCAGUUGGAUCAAUCUGCAUAG
Penicillium malachiteum is the source of this 951-nucleotide messenger RNA. RefSeq names its product prephenate dehydratase PHA2. The coding region runs from base 1 to 951 and encodes 316 amino acids. Gene Ontology annotation, biological process: L-phenylalanine biosynthetic process. The transcript is spliced from 2 exons. The record is from RefSeq and is a predicted model, not a curated record. Gene Ontology annotation, cellular component: cytoplasm. NCBI's taxonomy places the organism in Eukaryota, Fungi, Ascomycota, Eurotiomycetes, Eurotiales, Aspergillaceae. Gene Ontology annotation, molecular function: chorismate mutase activity; prephenate dehydratase activity.